This is a messenger RNA of Mobula hypostoma (lesser devil ray), 2743 nucleotides long. It is a transcript of the gene slf1, whose product is annotated as SMC5-SMC6 complex localization factor 1. Gene Ontology annotation, cellular component: site of double-strand break; nucleus. Gene Ontology annotation, biological process: positive regulation of double-strand break repair; DNA damage response; protein localization to site of double-strand break. The transcript has 16 exons. The record is from RefSeq and is a predicted model, not a curated record. The coding region runs from base 82 to 2628 and encodes 848 amino acids. Lineage: Eukaryota; Metazoa; Chordata; Chondrichthyes; Myliobatiformes; Myliobatidae.
CGCGUCAGGAGUGCCGACACCACAUUGUCACUCACGGCAUCUUCAGCACGCCGGCAACUUGUCCACUGUGAAGGCAAAAAGAUGGCUGGACUGGUACAGAAACCUAUAAUACAGUUAACUGGGUUCAAACAGCCUGAAAAGGAGGAACUUAUCAAAUUGCUGAAUCAACUUGACUGUGAUUAUUUUCAUGAACAUGAAUACAAGCAACAGUGCACUCAUAUGAUAGCAAAAAAACCAAGUCGAAGUGAAAAAAUUUUAGCAGCUUGUGCAGCUGGAAAAUGGGUCCUAACGAAAGACUAUAUCAGUGACAGUGCCCAGAAUGGCAGGUGGCUCAAUGAAAUCCAGUAUGAGUGGGGAUAUAAAAUUAAAAGUAACACACAGUUACGUAUACCAGUGGAUUCUGUACCAAAGAUAUGGCGUGAGGAGCUGGCUCGAUCUGGGAUAGCAGGAGUGUUCCACAACUGGAAGGUAGUGCUUCUCAUUAAUGAUGAAGGCAGAAGAGCUUGUUUCAAAAGGGUCCUACAUGCUGGGAAAGCAACAGUCUAUCAUCGACCAAGAAAAUGCUGUCAGAUUACACAUGUAUUUACAGAAAGCAGAAAUUAUACGAUGGAGAAGCUAAGAAAUAUAUACAAGGCUCCUUGUUAUCCUGUGGAGUACAUUGGACGGUUCAUUAUGCAGCCUCUUUGUUGUAAAAUAUCAAACCCGGACCUUGAGCUCUCAUGUAUGAAUAUUGAGUAUAAUGAUUACAUGAAAUCCAGUUCCUUCCUGAAUUCAACUUUUGAUGAUGCACAGACCUUGCAGCCAAGUUUCCAAGGAAGAAAGGAUAUGAAGGUUAUCUCUACUUCAAAUAAUCAGAGUGACACACUAGAGCUAAGACUUCGGAUGUGCCUUAGUUCACCUGCGGCAAUACAAAGCAAAUAUGUACCAUCGGAUAUAGCCUGCUGCUUACGUACUUCAAAUGCAAGAGAACACCAGAUUCAAGUAAUGUUUCCUGGAGUUACUUCUAAUAGAAUAGAAGGUAUUUUGGAGGGGCAGUUCUACAUGGAAGCAUUAAAGGAAAUGGGCUUCCAUUUGUCAUCCAAGUUUUUUCCACCAGCACCUCUUAUGCAAUCCUUCUUGCAGCUGAUUCUGGAUGGUAAUGUAGGCCUGGGUUACUUGCAUGAGUUCGUCAGCAUUAUGCAAAGUCUAAUUCUUAAUCAUCCACCCUGGCAACAUUCUUCCAUAGUGAGUUACUAUAUGGAGAUUCUACAGUGUUCCAUUUGUAAGAAAGGAAGUUCAUUUCUUUUUGACUCAUUAGCAAGAUGUUGUGUUUACAAUGAAGAACCUUGCCAUAAACCAUCAAGUCAAGAGCUUUUUCCUUUGGAAAUGAAACCACUUUAUCGAUUAGUACUAAGAUGCUAUUUUGACCUAUUUGAAGCUGAAUUGGAGGCUUUAAAUAAAAGCUGUUAUGAAAACAAACGCAGUGGUGGUUCUCUUAUCAUCCCCCAUUCUGUCCUUGCAAAAAUUUUUAUGGAAUAUUCUGAUGCGAUGACUAAUUCUGUAGCUGCAUUAUUUGAUUGUGUUCUUCAAGCAACUAGAGCAUUGGUUAAAAAACCAAAUGAUAAAGGAAUCUAUGAAACAGCAUACAUCUUGCAUGGCAUAUUGGGAGUAAUUGUGGAAUAUCGACUUCUUUUGAACAGACUACAUGGAAAGUCCUUACUUGGUCGAACCUGGGAUGAUUUACAAUAUUACAUUCCUAUAUGCUGUCAAGGUUGCAAUCAAGAAGAACUUGAGAUGAUGUUUAAACUGAUGCCAUCACGUUGGCUACAAAUGUUCAUUGCAAAUGGCCUUUAUAAGCAGACAUGUCUCAAUAAUGGCAUUGAGAUCUCUGCAAAAUCUUUCUCACUCAAAGAAAUUGUCUCUUCAUAUUUAAUAGCCCUUGGGAGGCUGGGAAGUUGUAGCAAUGUGAUGAAGGACCCCAAGGGAAAGAAGAUGGGGCAGUGGCAUUGGUCUGAACCUUUGAGGCCAUCAGCUGUUUUAAGUGGUGACAUGCAGAAGCAAGUGGAUGAACUGGCCAUUCCAGCGAAGAAAUAUCGUCCAUUAUCAACAAAGGAUAUUAAUUGCCUGGAUGCAAAGGAAACUAAAAGUGAAUACAAUAACAUCAAAAUGAAAGGGGCUGUUUCAUUACAACAAGACCGCCUUGGAAGAUUGUCCUUAAAUUGUAUCAAUUCACCAAAGAUGAAAGAAGAUGCCCCUGUUGUUAAUAAAGUUGCAAAGGUGGAGAAUGCAGAGCCAUUUGGAAGUUUUAAGAGUGAUGUUAAUCCUACUGAAUUUGAAUCUGGUGCUUACCUCUGGUCUAUGUUGCUAAAAAAUUAUAUUGAAAAUUACAACUUGCCCUUAAUCUGUCAUGUUGUAAAUGAUGAAUCUUCGAAUGCCAUUCAAACUCUAGGGAAGAGUAGGUUUGAGAAUGUGGUUAAUUCCUUUCCUGACCAGCUGAUGGUGCAGUAUGCUGAAGAUGUAAAAGCUUACAAGGAACUUCCAAAUUGUAUUCAGCAAGUGCUUGGCAUUCUCAGGAAUGGAUCUCUGGCACUUGGAGGGCAAACAGAAUUGCUACUUUUGUACUUGGAAUCAACACUUACAAAUUUUUGAUUUCAAAUGGGAAAGAUACAUUUUCAUCUCAGAAUCAGGGUCCAACUUGAAAUUCUGAUGGCAUAAGUACUAAGUUGUGAAAAUCUGAUACUGCUUCAAUUUGAAGGCUGGUAUU